AUGGGUCUCGUGGAGUACCGACAGCACAGGCGCGACUGCCAGCGCAAGCAGGCCGAACGCGCCUCCAAGAUCGCGACACUACCCCAGCCGUACCUCUACCCGCUCUCGCCGCAAGAGCGCACGAUCCUCGGCAAGCCAAUCCAAGAGCUCGUCCAAGAUGUCCACAAGCAGAUCACCAGUCCAGUGGACAUCCUUCGCGCAUACGGAAAGGUAGCCCUUGAGGCACAGAAGAAGACCAAUUGCUUGACAGAGAUACUGUUCCCGGAGGCGGAGGAGUGGGCGAAGAACGAGAUCAAUCUGGAGGGCCCUCUGGCGGGCAUACCUGUGUCGCUGAAAGACUCGAUUCAAGUCAAGGGCUUUGAUAUCAGCGUCGGUUAUUCACGUAACACCGGGAAGCCGUACGCUGAGGAUGGGCCUAUGGUGAAGCUACUGAAGGAGGCUGGUGCUGUACCCUUCGUCAAGACGAACCUCCCGACCACCCUUCUAUCCUUCGAGUCCACGAACGAUGUGUGGGGCCGGUGCACCAACCCUCAUAACAGCAAGUACUCGCCCGGAGGAUCUACGGGAGGAGAAUCAGCUCUGCUGGCAUUUGGCGGAAGCCGCAUUGGCAUUGGCUCGGAUGUUGCCGGUUCAGUCCGAGUUCCUGCUCACUUCUCCGGUUGCUAUUCAAUACGGUGCUCAACUGGUCGGUGGCCUAAAAUGGGCAUGAAUACUAGCAUGCCCGGACAGGAAGCUAUUCCUAGCGUUUUCAGUCCUAUGGCGCGGACAUUGAAUGACUUGACCUACUUCACCCGAAGCCUGAUUCAGAUGAAACCCUGGAGAUACGACUACACCGUACAUCCGCUCGAGUGGAGAGAAAACAUGGAGACCGAGUACAAGGAGAAAAGGCAGCUUCGAGUCGGCGUCUUGCGAACGGAUGGAGUUGUAGAUCCCUCUCCAGCCUGUGCUCGCGCGUUAGACAAAGUAGCAUCGGCCCUAACCGCUGAAGGGCACGACGUCUACGACAUCACCCCGCCAUCCCCAUACGAAGCUCUCUACCUAGCAUCCCAGCUCCUCCUCAGCGACGGCGGCAAGACAUUUCUGUCCUUUUUCCGCACCGGCGAGUGGAACGACCCUGGAGCGGCCCAGAUGGUCUCCUACAUGCGACUUCCGCGACCGAUCAAGUACCUUUACUACCUGUGGGUGAAAUACAUCAAGCGCGACAGUAUUUGGGCUGGCCUCUUACGAGACUGGCAUCCGAAGACGGCACUCGAAUACUGGCAAUUGGCUGGCAAGCGUGAGGCAUACAAGGAUAAGUUCUUUAGGUGGUGGAAUGACGAAGGGAAGAUGGACGUUUUGAUUGCGCCGCCCAAUGCUACUCCUGCUGUCCCGCAUGAUGGGAUGCACGAUGCGGUGAGCAGCUGCGGGUACACAUUUUUGUUCAAUCUUGUAAGCACCUUCAGCUCCAAUGGCGAUACCCAACUGACGAUAGCGAAGUUGGACUAUUCGGCUGGUAUCAUCCCGGUAACCCACGUCGACCCACUAUUAGAUCAACUUCCGCCUACAUUCAAUUUCAAGAAGCUGAAUGGCGUCGCCAAGGGAGCGUACAAGCACUACGAUGCCGAUAAGAUGGCAGGACUACCCGUUGGCGUGCAAGUCGUUGGCCGUCGUUUAGAAGAAGAGAAGGUACUUGCGGUCAUGGAGCGGAUCGAGGAUGCGCUCGAUAAGCACGGCGGGCGAUAUCAGUUGCUGGAGGUGGACUGA
Trematosphaeria pertusa is the source of this 1743-nucleotide messenger RNA. RefSeq names its product amidase signature enzyme. Lineage: Eukaryota; Fungi; Ascomycota; Dothideomycetes; Pleosporales; Trematosphaeriaceae. Bases 1 to 1743 code for a protein of 580 amino acids. The transcript has 3 exons. The record is from RefSeq and is a predicted model, not a curated record.